This is a messenger RNA of Entrophospora sp. SA101, 528 nucleotides long. NCBI's taxonomy places the organism in Eukaryota, Fungi, Glomeromycota, Glomeromycetes, Entrophosporales, Entrophosporaceae. The record is from the annotation of a GenBank genome assembly.
AUGACCGUUAAAAACCAAUUAGAACUAUUACAAAAAGAGUUUACUGCCCUCAAAAGUAAAAUCACCACUAAACUCCAGCAAAAAGACCAAGCUCUGCAAGAAACCACUACCAAAUUACAAACCAGCACCCGCCAAUUAGAAACUACUCUUAAAGAGAAUACUGAGAAUGAAAAAUUUCUCACCCAACUAAUUAAAGAGUUUCAAGAGUUAAGUCAACAAUUAGAAUACCCCAACCCCAAAUCGAUAUUGCUCUCUAACAUGACCCAACUACAAAUUAAAGCUACUAUUUCAGACAUUGAAAGUAAAACUGAUAAAAACGCUCAACCUUACUACCGAAUCAGUUUAGCUGGCUUGCCUAAUCGCUACUUUUACGCUUUUAGUUAUAAUUUACCCGCGGCAACUCAACAAUUACUAACCACCCCCCACCAUUUAGUCAACCGCUUAGUUCUCCUCACUUACCAAGAACUUCCCAAUCAAGGCCAGCAAGGAACAUUUUUUAAAGUGCAACAAAUUGAACUAAGCACUUAA